AUUCCGAUUCAGCUGGAAGGCGAGGUUACGCCCCCCUCAUUGCAGCUGCAUCAGCCGACAACACAGGAGUGGUGUGAGUGGAUCUCGGAUUCACGCAAAAACCGGCACGAUGGCCCUGCCGAAUCUAUUUAGUGGUCUUUUAUGCCGUGCGUCGUGGGCGGCGCCGAGCGUUUUCGGACACUUUCGACCCUUGUUGAGCGGCGUGCCCAGCGCGAACAUUUCGACAACGAGCGUGCUGGCCAACAUCCGGUGUCAUUUUCCGCGUCCCAGUGAAAUCAAGAGGGUGCGAAGACACGGCUGGAAGAAGCGCAUGUCAACCCUGGCCGGCCGGAAGAUUAUUAUGAAUAGGAUUCUCAAGGGACGUUUCGUACUUAGCCACUAAACUUCAUCACAAUAGUGAAGGUUGCUGAGGUAUCUACUGCUAGUGCAUUUCAAGUGUUUUUUCUAUUAAAUAAAACACGUGCAUUGUAA
Cloeon dipterum is the source of this 471-nucleotide messenger RNA. It is a transcript of the gene mRpL34, whose product is annotated as mitochondrial ribosomal protein L34. Gene Ontology annotation, biological process: translation. Gene Ontology annotation, cellular component: ribosome; mitochondrial large ribosomal subunit. The coding region runs from base 110 to 382 and encodes 90 amino acids. Gene Ontology annotation, molecular function: structural constituent of ribosome. The transcript has 2 exons. The record is from RefSeq and is a predicted model, not a curated record. NCBI's taxonomy places the organism in Eukaryota, Metazoa, Arthropoda, Insecta, Ephemeroptera, Baetidae.